This is a messenger RNA of Aspergillus neoniger CBS 115656, 264 nucleotides long. RefSeq lists its product as uncharacterized. The transcript has 2 exons. The record is from RefSeq and is a predicted model, not a curated record. Bases 1 to 264 code for a protein of 87 amino acids. NCBI's taxonomy places the organism in Eukaryota, Fungi, Ascomycota, Eurotiomycetes, Eurotiales, Aspergillaceae.
AUGAAGUUUUUGACUAUCCUCUCCACCGCCCUCUUCGUCGCCUUUGUGGCAGCUAACCCUGCCAACGAGGAUAUGGCGAAGCGACAGCUGCGGGGUACUGCUAUUUUCCUCGCACAGGGUGGACUGACCAAUGUUCCGAGACACAGAGAAAGUGUGCUUCUUGGACCUGCAUCACCCUUCCACGUUGCCCAGAUUAACAGUACUGAGCGCUUAGCUACUGCAGGCCUGACGAGCCAGAUGAACGCACUGAAUCAGCACAACUGA